Molecule: messenger RNA, 1182 nt
Organism: Benincasa hispida (wax gourd)
Lineage: Eukaryota; Viridiplantae; Streptophyta; Magnoliopsida; Cucurbitales; Cucurbitaceae
Source: RefSeq, a predicted model, not a curated record
GAGAAUUCAUUAUUCAUCAACUCCCUAAUCCUUCCAUUUCCUUUUCUAUUUCUAUUUCCACUCUUCAUUUUUCUCCUCAAAGCUUUCAUCAAUGGAAGAUUUUGCUUCUCUUUGGAGUUAUCAUCAAGAGGGUUUUCAUUGAAAGAUUCAAUUUUUUCAUCUGGGUUUCAAUUUGUUUCUGUAAUCUCACUUCUGGGUGUUUCAAUUUCAGAGAGAAAAAAGAAAACGACAACAAACAAAUAAACUCUCUGUUCUGUUCUGUCUCAAUGGGAAUCUCUGUCUGUACCGACAUCUUGAUUUGGCUGGAUUCAAACCUUUAACCUUUUCGUUGUUGUGUUCUUAACUUUGCAGGGUAUAGAUGAGCUAAAACAGAAGCUAUUAUGCACAACAAUUGAGCUAGAAUCAGUCAAAAUGGAAGCAAAUCAAGAGAUGAUAAAGAACAAAGAGAAUGUAAAGAAUCUAUUGAAUCUUCUUCAAUUAGCUUAUAAAGAAAGAGAUGAAGCCAAGAAUCAACUCCAUAAAGUAUUGAAUAAACUCCAUUAUUAUCAACCUGAAAGUCCUUUGGUUAAAGCAAAUUCCAGCAUCACAGAAUCCAAUAGCCUCUCAGCUGAUAAUAACAACAAUAAUACCUUUAAUACUGCCUUGGGUUCGCCCGUCGUCGAUUCGUUCUUCGACGCCGUUUCGUCGCCUGAUUUUUCGAGCUUCAAUGUGGGGGAUUCUCAUAAUGUGGAUCAAUGUAGUUUGGUAAUUGAGAAUAUUGUGAAGGGGAAGAAGUUGCCAGAGAAAGGGAGGUUGCUGCAGUCUGUUAUGGAAGCCGGGCCGUUGCUUCAGACGUUACUUGUGGCCGGGCCGCUGCCUCGGUGGCGGAAUCCGCCACCGUUACAGCCUUUCAAAGUCCUACCACCUGUUUUGAUUAAUACUCCUAGAAUGUGUUCAAGUUCUAUGUUGAAUUUCUCUACAGAUUCUUGUUGUUUCAACCAAAAUGGAUUGGUUUCAGCAAGUCCUAAUUCUCCAACUUUUGGCUCUCAAUUUUACUCUAUAAAGAGACAGAGAUUACAUUGAGAUGAUUCAUACUCAUAUUCUAUUGUAAAAACUGAAGUUCAAGGAUUUGGUUGGUUUCAUUUGUAAAUGAUGUUAUAGUUUUUGCUUUUGGAAAUCCAAUUCCAAAUUUGUUUUUUCUCA